Manihot esculenta (cassava) is the source of this 2645-nucleotide messenger RNA. Its product is annotated as somatic embryogenesis receptor kinase 2. Gene Ontology annotation, biological process: protein phosphorylation. NCBI's taxonomy places the organism in Eukaryota, Viridiplantae, Streptophyta, Magnoliopsida, Malpighiales, Euphorbiaceae. The record is from RefSeq and is a predicted model, not a curated record. Bases 469 to 2343 code for a protein of 624 amino acids. The transcript is spliced from 11 exons. Gene Ontology annotation, molecular function: ATP binding; protein kinase activity; protein binding.
AGGAAAAAAAAAAAAAAAACUCUGUCCAUCUCUCUCCCGGCUUUGAAGAGAGAGAACGCAGAUACACAUACACACACUCCACUUGAAGUGAAGCUAAAAGGGAAAGUUUACAUCUUUUUGAGUUUUCUGGCUAAAAGGGUAGCGGUGAAAAAAUGUUUUGAACUUCUUCCUAUGUUGUUUUACUCCUUUUCUUUCUUUCUCCCCCUUUUUGGAGCCUGCUAAUGAGAGAGGAGGAGAGAUCAGCGCCUGGUUGCUUUUGGGAUGUGAUUGUAAGGAGCUAAUUUAGGAGAUAAUGGUUGGGUUACUCUGGAUAUCUUAGAAAGUUAGGGUUUUUGUUGAGUUUUCUUCUUCUUCUUCUGUUUCUCUGGUUGGGUGAUGAUGAGCUGGGUUUUAGUGUGCUGUUGUUUGGAUCUGAGGAGAUUGAGAGGUUAAAGUUUCGAGGUGUGUGUGUGUUUUUGUGGAGUGGUGAUGGAGAGAAAGUUUGAGGCAUUAAUUUUUGUGUGGCUGAUCUUUCUGCUGCAUCCGUUAUGGCUGGCUUUGGGUAAUAUGGAAGGUGAUGCUUUGCACAGCCUGAGAAGCAACUUGAUUGAUCCUAACAAUGUUCUGCAGAGUUGGGAUCCUACCCUUGUCAAUCCUUGCACAUGGUUUCAUGUCACCUGCAACAAUGAUAAUAGUGUUAUAAGAGUUGAUCUUGGAAAUGCUGCUUUGUCUGGUCAGCUUGUUCCACAACUUGGUCUUCUUAAAAACUUGCAAUACUUGGAGCUCUACAGUAAUAAUAUAAGUGGACCAAUUCCUGGUGAUCUUGGUAACUUGACUAGCUUGGUGAGCUUGGACCUUUACUUGAAUAGUUUUAGUGGUCCCAUCCCAGCAAGUUUGGGCAAGCUGUCUAAACUGCGAUUUCUCCGGCUUAACAACAACAGCUUGUCGGGUCCCAUUCCCAUGCCAUUGACUAAUAUUUCAUCACUUCAAGUGUUGGAUCUAUCGAAUAAUCGUCUUUCUGGCGUUGUUCCGGAUAAUGGUUCCUUCUCAAUGUUCACACCUAUCAGUUUUGCUAAUAACUUGGAUUUGUGUGGGCCAGUUACCGGGCAUCCAUGCCCAGGUUCACCUCCAUUUUCACCUCCUCCUCCAUUUGUUCCACCGACCCCAAUUUCCUCACCAGGUGGGAAUGGUGCAACAGGAGCGAUUGCUGGAGGAGUAGCUGCUGGUGCAGCAUUACUAUUUGCUGCCCCUGCACUUGCAUUUGCUUGUUGGCGUCGUAGGAAACCUCAAGAGUUCUUCUUUGAUGUGCCAGCUGAAGAGGAUCCUGAAGUUCAUCUGGGACAGCUUAAAAGGUUUUCACUGCGAGAGUUACAAGUUGCAACAGAUAGCUUCAGCAACAAAAACAUUCUCGGUAGGGGAGGAUUUGGUAAGGUUUACAAAGGACGUUUAGCAGAUGGUUCAUUGGUAGCUGUCAAGAGACUGAAAGAAGAGCGUACACCUGGAGGCGAGUUGCAGUUUCAAACAGAAGUAGAGAUGAUAAGCAUGGCUGUGCAUCGAAAUCUCCUUAGAUUACGCGGGUUUUGCAUGACACCAACCGAACGACUGCUUGUUUAUCCCUACAUGGCAAAUGGAAGUGUUGCAUCAUGUUUAAGAGAACGCCCACCAUCUCAACCUCCUCUUGAUUGGCCAACACGAAAGCGAAUUGCAUUAGGAUCUGCUAGGGGUCUAUCUUAUUUGCAUGAUCAUUGUGACCCAAAGAUCAUUCAUCGUGAUGUUAAAGCUGCAAAUAUUUUAUUGGAUGAGGAUUUUGAAGCUGUUGUUGGGGAUUUCGGGUUGGCUAAGUUGAUGGACUACAAGGAUACUCACGUAACUACUGCUGUCCGUGGUACAAUAGGGCAUAUAGCUCCAGAGUACCUCUCUACUGGAAAAUCAUCUGAAAAGACUGAUGUUUUUGGGUACGGGAUCAUGCUUCUCGAGCUAAUUACUGGACAGAGAGCUUUUGACCUUGCUCGGCUGGCAAAUGAUGACGAUGUCAUGUUGCUUGAUUGGGUGAAAGGACUCCUUAAAGAGAAAAAGUUAGAAAUGCUGGUCGAUCCAGAUCUCCAAAACAAAUACGUAGAAGCUGAGGUCGAGCAAUUAAUCCAGGUAGCCCUUCUCUGUACGCAAGGCUCCCCAAUGGAGCGGCCUAAAAUGUCAGAAGUGGUUAGAAUGCUCGAAGGAGACGGCUUGGCAGAGAGAUGGGAUGAGUGGCAAAAGGUUGAAGUUCUCCGGCAAGAGGUGGAGUUAGCCCCUCAUCCUAAUUCAGACUGGAUUGUAGACUCAACAGAAAAUCUACAUGCAGUAGAGUUAUCUGGUCCAAGGUGACCAUGCCACAGCUACUUAUUUUUUAAAUUCUCUCUUCUUUUUUUGCUUUUUUUUUUUUCGGUCGCCUUCUUUAUUUGAUGAACAUAUCAAUCUUAAGUCUCCUGUAAGUUCAUUUCUGCAUUGUAUUCAUUACAUUUGUGCAUACGAGUCAGAUUUGUUGGAAGAAAAUUUGUCUAUCUUCUUCUGCCACGGGAAGGAUGAGUCUGAAUUUUUGCAUGGAUGUGGCUGGGGCGGUUUUAAUCUUUUGCUUACUGCUAGUUCAUCCACGCACUUCAAUUUAUAUAGAAAUGCUGUUAUUACAA